Messenger RNA from Nannizzia gypsea CBS 118893, 1251 nucleotides. Its product is annotated as carboxypeptidase A4. The coding region runs from base 1 to 1251 and encodes 416 amino acids. Gene Ontology annotation, biological process: proteolysis. The record is from RefSeq and is a predicted model, not a curated record. Gene Ontology annotation, molecular function: zinc ion binding; metallocarboxypeptidase activity. The transcript is spliced from 6 exons. NCBI's taxonomy places the organism in Eukaryota, Fungi, Ascomycota, Eurotiomycetes, Onygenales, Arthrodermataceae.
AUGCAGUCCCUUUUGGUGCUUGCCACGCUCCUCGGCUCGGCACUGGGCGGUGCUAUUCCUUCCCAGAGCGCAAACUACAAUGGAUACAAAGUCAUGCGUGUAUCCGGAGAUGACACUAGCAAGAUCUCUCACAUAGUCUCCAAGCUGGGCCUGGAGACUUGGAAGUUCCCUAAGGCCGCUAAUGCAAAUGUUGACAUUGUCAUUCCUCCUAAGAAGAUUGCCGAGUUUGAGAAGAUGUCCCACGCUGCCGGUCUCAAGAAGCAGGUCAUGCAUGAGAACCUAGGGAACUCUAUCAAGUCCGAGAUGUCAUUCCGCCCCUACACCUACGGUGGUGCCAAUGAUACUUGGUUCCAAUCGUACCACAAAUACGAGGACCACUUGAAGUUCAUGAAGGACUUCCAAAGUGCUCAUGCUGAGAAUGCUGAGAUUGUCACUUCUGGGAAAUCUCAUGAAGGCCGUGAUAUCACCGGUGUCCACGUCUGGGGAAGCGGUGAGAAAGGAUCCAAGCCAGCUGUUGUGUUCCACGGAACUGUCCAUGCUCGCGAGUGGAUCACUACCAUGACUGUUGAGUACAUCCUUGCCCAGCUCUUUGAGGACAAAGAAGCUGGAGCUGCUCUUCUUGAGAAAUUUGACUUCUACAUCUUCCCAAUCGCUAACCCUGACGGCUUUGUUUUCACCACCGAGAGCGACCGCAUGUGGCGCAAGAACCGUGAGCAGAACGAGAAAGGCUGCUACGGCACUGAUCUCAACCGUAACUGGCCCUACAAGUGGGAAGGAGAUGGCUCUACCACCGAUCCAUGCUCUGAAACUUACCGAGGACCUUCCCCCGGCUCUGCUCCCGAGACCAAGGCUAGCACCAGCUUCAUCAAAAGCCUUGCCGAUGGCGCUGGCGUCAAGAUGUUUGUCGACUGGCACUCAUACUCUCAGCUCUUCAUGACCCCAUACGGAUACAGUUGCUCUGCUCGUGCACCAAACGACGAUGUCCUCCAGGAAAUGGCAAGCUCCUUUGCCGAUGCUGUCAAAGCUGUCCAUGGAACCAGCUUCACCACUGGACCCAUCUGCAGCACCAUCUACCAAGCCAACGGUAACUCUGUCGACUGGGUUCUCGAUGAGAUCAAGGGUGAGACUGCCUUCGCUGCCGAACUGCGUGACACUGGUAUGUACGGCUUCGUCCUACCCCCAGACCAGAUCAUCCCAAGUGGUGAGGAAACCUGGGCGGGUGUCAAGGCUAUGUUCAGCAAGCUAAAGUAA